AUGUGGAGAUGCCUCUCAUAUCAACGUGUAUUGAUGUAUGCACCUGUAACUGCUGGAAAAAUUGUAAAUGCAUGCGCAGUUAUACAUAACAUGCGUGUUCAUUAUCGUCUUCCUAUUCUGCCUUUCGAAGAUUGUAUUGAACAAGAUUCAGUUGGAGGAAAUAAUAGAAUUAAUGAAAAUAAUGAAAUUGAAGAUAGAAGAGGACCAAGGGUGGUUGCAAUGAGAAUACAGAAACAGUUAAUGGCAAACUGGUUCCCUAAUUAUGUUGAUGGUGAUCAAUAA
Macrosiphum euphorbiae (potato aphid) is the source of this 282-nucleotide messenger RNA. The record is from the annotation of a GenBank genome assembly. NCBI's taxonomy places the organism in Eukaryota, Metazoa, Arthropoda, Insecta, Hemiptera, Aphididae.